This is a messenger RNA of Nerophis lumbriciformis (worm pipefish), 1416 nucleotides long. Lineage: Eukaryota; Metazoa; Chordata; Actinopteri; Syngnathiformes; Syngnathidae. The record is from RefSeq and is a predicted model, not a curated record.
AUGGAAGGAGAUGAGUGUAGUGUCCCCCCAGACUUGUCAGAUGACCAGUCACAGAGGGGAAGUGUUGCUUCUUCUGCUACACUCUCCCACUCUCAAGAUGUGCUUAUAUACCUAUUUGGUGAUACCGCGGUUCACCUAUCAGUUGAAGGGCUCGGCAGUGUUACUGUGCAAGAGUUAGGACGCUCUGUCCGAGAGGCUCUCCACAUUCCCGAAUGUGCUCAGGAUGUCUUUGCCUUCUGGCUGUCUUCCCCCCUACUUGAGCUGCAGUUGAAGACGAGGCAUCAACCGUACAAGGUUUGUCGCCAGUGGCAAGACCUGCUGUAUCGCUUCACGGAAGCCUCAGAUGAAGACAUUUCACAAGAUGAGCCUUGUCUCCAGUACCGUCGGAAUGUCUUUUAUCCAAAAUCUAAAGAAUUGCAGAUAGAAGAUGAGGGAGUGCUGCGACUUCUAUAUGAAGAGGCGAAGAACAACAUCAUAAUGGGACGAUACCCCUGCGAUCCUGAACACUGGGCCUCUCUCGGAGGCUUGUCUCUUGCUUUUGAUGAAGGGACAGGCCUGGACAAGCAGACAGUGACUACUACUAUACGAGAGAAGAAGCUAUCUUCUUUCCUACCGGUGCACGUGGCUUUGGGAGGUGGAGGUUUAUUCUCUACGCUUCGGGGAAAGUCGAGCCGUCAGGCGGGUUUGGAGCAGAACCUUUUGGAGGAGUACAGAAAGAUAAACUUAUCUGGAGACUCACAGCGACACUCAGAGCUUCUACAACAGUACCUCAGCACAUGUCACUCACUGCCUUAUUAUGGGUGUGCUUUUUUUGAUGGGGAGAUUGACAAACCCACCCAAGGGAUCUUCCAAAGAGUGAAACGCAAAGCUGUCAAUGUGGGCAUCUCCUUGGAAGGCGUUUAUGUGAUGGACAUCAAGGAGAAGCAUGUGCUUCUCGGCCUACGCUUCAACGAGCUUUCCUGGGACCACAGCUACCCUGAAGAGGAGGGAGACUCGCACAUUCUGUGGCUUGAGUUUGAUGGCAAUGAAGAUGGCACUCCAGUCAACAAGUUGCUGAAGAUUUACUCCAAACAAGCAGAGCUCAUGAGUGGCUUCAUCGAGUUCUGCGUGGAGUUGAAGUCAAUGUCUGAGGGAGCAGCCGCAUCAGAAAUGGAUGGAGAUGCAAGUCGGUCACAACAAGCCUCUGCACAAGAUGACGGCAGCAAGAAUGGACGCGGGGGACGGCGAGGGAUGUUGCGCCGUCAAAGCAGCGUCGUGUGCAGCCGCGUCCAUUCGCUUAACACCAUAAACUACGUCGACAACGGUAAAGAAAUCAAAUGCUUAAAGCCCAAAAGAGCUGCAUCCUUUUUCACACGUCAGGCAACUACACCAAUGUACACUUCUGUACAAGUGACAGAUAGCGUGGAACAGGGUUAA